UUCUACUCCCAAAACAGCCAGUGUAUCAGAAAAGCAUAGCCUAUACACAGCAGAAUUACUAACAGUACCCUCUGAUUCAGAGAGCCCUAUUAGAAUGAAAUUUACCAGAAUUAGUACUCCCAAAAAAACUAAGAAAAAAUAUAAUAAAAAGUCUAAGAAAUCAGAGGCAACUGGUAGAGAUUUUACUUCUCAAAAUAGAAAGGCAAGCAAAACUCAAAAAAAUAUAUCAAAAGCAAAACAAUUGAUCGAAAAAGCAAAAGCUUUACACAUCUGUAGGUCAAAGGCUACUGAAGAAACAGUGAUACCUUUAAGGCGUUCCUCUAGACAUCAGAGGCUUCCUGAAGGAGAGAAACCACCAAAAACAGAAGAUGUUAUAAUAAUAGAUUCAAGUCCUACUUCUUUAAAGACAUCAGAGAAAAAUCAGAAGAAACUUCAGUGUUUGAACGAUGUGCUAGGAAAAAAGCUUGACAAGUCUCCUAAAAAUGUACCUGGAAAAAUGAAAGUUGCCCCUUUAUUUAUUGCCAGAAAGGUUCCCAAAACAGCUGAUCCUGACGUUGGUUUGGAAGAGAGCAGUCAAGAUACAUCUGAGAAAUCUCAGGACUGUGAUGUACAAUUUAAAGCAAAGCGUGAUUUUCUAAUGAGUGGUUUGCCAGAUUUGUUGAAAUGACAAAUUGCAAAGAAAGCUGCUGUUCUGGAUGUGUACAAUUCAUUGAGUACCAGUUUCCAGAAAAUUGUUCAUAUACAACAAAAAGAUGAUGGGUGUUGGUUAUGGAAUUUGAAACUACCUUCUUGUCCUCUGUUAACUACAUUUAAGGAGUCUAAUACUAAAGUAAUAGAUCUCUCAAAAUGUGUUAUUGCUCUUGGUGAAUUUUCAACAUUGAAUUCAAAUUCAAAAAGUAAUUCUGCUGUCAUGCUUAUAAGGACAAGGAAGAAUUUUACUAAAGAAGUAAGAAAUCUUUUGCUAGAAGAAAUUAGGUGGUCAAAUCCUGAAUUUUCUGUGGGAAAAUAUUUUCCCUUGCUUCUAAAAAAACAAAUUGAGCACCAGGCACUUUCUGAGUAUCAUGGUAAACAAGAAAAUCCACAAGUAGAGCUUGAUAACAAUCAAAAAGAAAGCAAAAGGAAACGAGUGGAAAUAGAAAAUCAGAAGUCAAAAAGAAAGAAACCAAAUGAAUAUUCAGUAAGUCCAGUAAAGAUAAAUGGGAAGCCAGAAGAACUUGACAAAAGAAACAACUCUUUUGAGAAAAAGCUAGGUUCUUCCAAAGGUAUAUUUUCUAAAAUGUCUCGGAAGAAACAAACUGCUUUGAGUACACCACGUAAAGUGAAAACAGGAGCAGUAGAAGAUAAUGAUAUUCUGAUCAUAGAUGGUGACAGAGAGUUUCCAGCAGAAAUAUCUUCCAUUUCUGAUUCUGGAACUGAAGACAUGCUUUGGACAGAAAAGUAUCAACCUCAAAAUGCCAGUGAACUCAUAGGCAAUGAGUUAGCUAUAAAAAAGUUACAUAGUUGGUUGAAAGACUGGAAGAGAAGAGCUGAACUGGAAGAAAGACAGAAUUUGAAGGGAAAAAGAGAGGAGAAACAGGAAGAUUUGUCAGAUAGCAAAGACUUUAAAGGCAGUUCAGAUGAUGAGGAAGAGAGUUGUCUUUGCAAUACUGUUCUUAUAACAGGGCCAACAGGAGUGGGAAAAACUGCUGCAGUGUAUGCUUGUGCUCAGGAGCUUGGAUUCAAGAUAUUUGAAGUAAAUGCCUCUUCCCAGCGCAGUGGUAGACAGAUUCUGUCUCAGCUGAAGGAAGCUACUCAGUCCCAUCAAGUAGACAAGCAAGGUGUAAACUCACAAAAACCCUGCUUUUUUAAUAGCUACAACAUAGGCAAGUCACCAGAAAAAUUAAACUCUCCUAAGAAAGUUGUUACUUCACCAAGGAAACUUCCUCCAUCAUCACCAAAAAGUAAUGGGCAGAAGCGAGGAAUUACCCCUAAAACUUUGGCAAAUUACUUUAAAGUAUCUUCCAAGUCCAAAAAUAAUGAAGAAAUAGGAGAACUUCUGGAAAGUAAUAAAGGAAUUAAAAAUUCUUUGGAACAGAAGCAAAUUACUCAGACUAAAUCUGCAAGUGUACAUAAUUCAAACGUCAAAGAAUUUGGAGCUGAAGAACCCAACAGGAAAAAUGCAAUAUCUCUUAUUCUUUUUGAGGAGGUUGAUGUCGUUUUUGAUGAAGAUUCUGGUUUUUUGAAUGCAAUCAAAACAUUCAUGGCAACAAUGAAAUGACCUGUAAUCCUUACUACAAGUGAUCCAACAUUUAGUUUACUGUUUGAUGGCUGCUUUGAAGAAAUCAAUUUCCGUACUCCUUCUCUGCUAAAUGUUGCCACCUACCUACAAAUGAUAUGUUUAACUGAAAAUUUCAGAACUGAUGUAAAAGACUUUGUAACCUUGUUAACUGCAAAUGGCUGUGAUAUCAGAAAAAGUAUCCUUUACCUACAAUUUUGGAUUAGAAGUGGAGGUGGAUUUUUAGAAGAAAGGCCAUUAUCUCAUUGUCGAGGAAGUAGCAGAAAUGAACAACUACCUUGCUCUGAAGAUGGCCCUGCUUCCAAAAAUAACACUAGAAAUACCAAAAGCAAUCAUGUGGACCUUCCCAAAUGUGACACUGGCUGUGUUGAGACCUUGUUUGGACUCAAGAACAUUUUUUCCCCAUCUGAAGACUUAUUUUCAUUUUUAAAGCACAAAAUCACUACAAAGGAAGAAUGGCAUAAACUCAUCCAGCUUCUUACAGAAUUCCACAUGCAGGAUGUAGAUUUUUUAUAUAGCAAUCUUGAGUUUAUUCUACCAUUACCAGUUGAUAUCAUUCCAGAAUCAAAAACCAUUUGUGGCUUAUCAAUAAAUGUGGAUGCCAGUGCAGCAAUGAGCAUGAAGUGUCUUGCUAGGAAAUGUACUGAAGGAGAGCGGCCAUUGAAUAAGUCACAGAAAAAGAAACAUAAGAAAAAGAUAGUGACACUAGAUGAUAGUGAUUUAUUUGACAAUGACUUGGACUUUUCUGAAUUUAUUAACCUAUCACCUGCAUCUUCCUCAAAUUUAGAAGAAAACAAGACCAGAGACAGCAGUUCAGGGACAAAGAACCUGAACAAUAGUUUAGAGUCUAGCAUUGAAUCUAUUCCUCAUCCUCCUAAAACACCAGCGGGGAAAAAAAGUUCUGUCCUUGUCUCUCAUUGUUUAAAUUCUCUCACUGAGUUUAUGGAUAACAUGUCCUUCCUGGAUGCCCUUUUAACUGAUAUAAAGGAACAGAAGGAACUUGGGAAAAAUGACUUUCGUUGGACAGAUGGAAUGGUUAAAAGUGGACUUUGUGAUGAGUUUAGUCUUGAGAGUAAUGAUGGAUGGACUUCUCAAAGCUCUAGAGAACUAAAGGCAACUGCAGAAGCUCUUACCUUUACUAAAUGUUCUUCUACUAUUUCAAAAGCAUUGGAAUCCUCCUUGAAUUCUUGCAAGAAAUUAGGAAGAGAUCCAACCAAGGAUCUUACUUUUAGUGUUUCACAAAAGCACAAUAAUGUAUGCUUUAGUCAGUCAGCAACUGAUUUAGACAGUGCUUGGAAGAGGAUAUCAGUCAUUAAAAGUGUGUUUUCUAGUCGAUCUCUUCUGAACCUGGGUAAUAGACAAGCUAGUGUAAUUGAAUACCUGCCAGUUCUCCGCAACAUCUGUAGGAUUGAGAAGCUGAAAGAACAAGGAAAAAGUAAAAGAAGGUUUCUGCACUAUUUUGAAGGAAUUCAUCUUGACAUUCCAAAAGAGACUGUGAAUACUUUGGCAGCUGAAUUCCCUUAAUAUUCUCCAUUAAUAAUGUCUUGUACAGAUUAUGUGGUCCUUUAGAUGCAUUUUUGUAUUAUGUUGAUUUUCAUGGAAGAGUUUAUUUCUCUUAACGUACAUUUAAAACAGACUAUUUGUAUUUUUUUAUUGUGCAAAUAUUUAAAGUGAAAAAGUUGGAUUAUAAAUUGUAUAUAUGAUCAUAGUUUUUUUCUGCAUUUUUGUAUAAUCUAGUUUUGCUUUGUUGAUGUUGUUUUGUAUGUGACUGAGCUGUUUAUUGGAAGUAGAGUUCACUAAGACAUUUCUCAAGAUGUUUCAAUACAAAACUAAUCUAUCAUCUUUCCCUUUCCUGUUACCUGUAAUCCAUCCCUUUACAAGUGUCAGUGUUCUGUCAAGUUGUAAAUAUGAAGCAC
Molecule: messenger RNA, 4191 nt
Organism: Marmota monax (woodchuck)
Lineage: Eukaryota; Metazoa; Chordata; Mammalia; Rodentia; Sciuridae
Product: ATPase family AAA domain-containing protein 5-like
Exons: 1
Cellular component (GO): nucleus
Molecular function (GO): ATP binding; ATP hydrolysis activity; DNA binding
Source: RefSeq, a predicted model, not a curated record